ACCCAGAAAUGAAAUAUGUACAACCUCAACCACGUGGUUUGGAAAGUUUGAAGUGGAUUUUGUUGUUUGAGUGCGAACAGUAAAUAUUUAAUUUUAUUAUAGAACUCCAUGCGUUGAAGAGUGUGCAUAGAAGUGUUUUAUACGCGGAAAGUGUUGAUUUGCUUAUGUUUUUAUUUAUUAUGGAAAUAAGAUUAUUUUCGGUUUCUUGAUAAAAGUGAAUAAGGAUUUCACCAUGCCCAAAGAGAAGAAGGAGAGGAAGACAUCGGUGCACAAGGAUGUCUGUAAACAGGGGAUACGUUUCAACAAGACCUUCGGUCAGCACAUCCUGAAGAAUCCCAUGGUGAUAACCAGUAUGGUUGAGAAGGCGGCUUUGCUUCCGACAGACACAGUUUUAGAAAUCGGACCUGGUACGGGAAAUUUGACCAUUAAACUUCUUGAGAGAGUGAAGAAGGUAGUCGCAUGCGAGAUAGACACCAGGCUUGUCGGUGAACUGCAGAAAAGAGUAUGCGGUACGCCAUAUCAGGCCAAACUUGAAAUCAAGAUCGGCGAUGUGCUUAAAUCAAAUUUGCCUUUUUUCAACACCUGCGUCGCCAACAUACCUUAUCAGAUAUCAUCACCUUUGGUGUUUAAACUGUUACUCCAUAGACCUUUCUUCCGUUGUGCUGUACUCAUGUUUCAGAGGGAAUUUGCUCAUCGUUUAGUCGCAAAACCCGGCGACAAGCUUUACUGCAGGCUAUCCGUGAACACACAGCUCCUCGCCAGGGUUGAUCUCCUGAUGAAAGUCAGUAAAAACAAUUUCAGACCUCCGCCCAAAGUCGAGUCCAAUGUCGUUAGAAUCGAGCCUCGUAAUCCACCGCCGAGCAUAAAUUUCAAAGAGUGGGAUGGCCUGACAAGGAUAGCUUUUGUGAGGAAAAACAGGACCUUGGCUUCCGCUUUCCACCAGGCGACUGUGGUGGCCCUCUUGGAGAAAAACUACAGGAUCCACGCAUCGAUAAACAAUAUCCCCGUUCCUGAUGAUUUCGAUGUCAAACUUAAAAUAAAUGAAGCUUUAACAAAUUGCAAUGCGCUUGAACUAAGGGCUAAGAACAUGGACGUUGAUGAUUUUAUUAAAGUUCUUCAUUCUUUUAAUAGUUUAGGGUUUCAUUUUUCAUAAGCUACCUUUAUAUUGACUGUACAUACUAUUUUUAUA
Cimex lectularius (bed bug) is the source of this 1189-nucleotide messenger RNA. Its product is annotated as probable dimethyladenosine transferase. Bases 233 to 1153 code for a protein of 306 amino acids. NCBI's taxonomy places the organism in Eukaryota, Metazoa, Arthropoda, Insecta, Hemiptera, Cimicidae. Gene Ontology annotation, cellular component: mitochondrial matrix. Gene Ontology annotation, molecular function: rRNA (adenine-N6,N6-)-dimethyltransferase activity. Gene Ontology annotation, biological process: rRNA methylation. The transcript has a single exon. The record is from RefSeq and is a predicted model, not a curated record.